Ostrea edulis (European flat oyster) is the source of this 567-nucleotide messenger RNA. Its product is annotated as sarcoplasmic calcium-binding protein-like. The record is from RefSeq and is a predicted model, not a curated record. Bases 1 to 567 code for a protein of 188 amino acids. Lineage: Eukaryota; Metazoa; Mollusca; Bivalvia; Ostreida; Ostreidae. The transcript has a single exon. Gene Ontology annotation, molecular function: calcium ion binding.
AUGGAUUAUUUGGUGACGAAAUGGAGAAUCUAUUUUGGAUUGGUAGAUGUCAAUCGUGAUGGGAAAGUCACCUGUGUGGAUGCCGAGAUAUCUCGUGAUAGAUUUAUCAACCAAGAUGUCAAAGCCAAAAGAGCUUUUCCUCAUUGGUAUGUUAAUGCCAAAAGAGGUCAGUUUGCAUUUAAUCAAUGGUGGGAUAGGUGUGUAUUCCAAAAUGAUCCGGAUAGAGAACUUACAGAGUCCGAAUUUGUACAGAACUUUGUAGAUGGGUACAACAAGAGCAAGAAAGCUUUCAAGGAGGGUAACCAACGUUGCUUCAACAUGAUCUUCAAAAUCAUCGACAUCAACAAGGAUAGCUCAAUCAACCUGAAAGAGUAUAUCAAAGUUUUCAACGCUUUUGGCCACGACAAUAACGAAAUGAUAAAGGCAGUUUUUGAAGCACAUGACCCCCCAACAAGUGGUCUUGUACCUCUGGAUGACAUUGUCAGCGCUUGGGUACGAUUUGUGACAGAAAAAAACCGCCCGUGCAGUGACGACCUCCUAGAGGCGUUCAUGGCGAAUCAAAAAUAA